Messenger RNA from Ornithorhynchus anatinus (platypus), 3132 nucleotides. RefSeq names its product histone-lysine N-methyltransferase PRDM9-like. Gene Ontology annotation, cellular component: nucleus. The transcript is spliced from 7 exons. Gene Ontology annotation, molecular function: histone methyltransferase activity; protein binding. Bases 307 to 2415 code for a protein of 702 amino acids. NCBI's taxonomy places the organism in Eukaryota, Metazoa, Chordata, Mammalia, Monotremata, Ornithorhynchidae. The record is from RefSeq and is a predicted model, not a curated record.
CGGGCUUCUGCCCCGUCCCCGUCCCCCCGAGCCGCGGGGGCCGUUAGACACCCCCAUCUCUCCCCGGACCCCGAAAGGGCCCCUCUUUAACCGUUAUCUCGAGGGACACGCCCUCAGGCUAUUUCUCUGAAGUAUUUUCCAACUCAGGGAAAGAACGGCCUCCACCUCCUUCUCUUCCUCCUCUUCCUCUUCUACCUGAACUCGGUGCCCUGGGUGAGUCUCUCCGUUAGUUUUUAUUGAGUUGGAAUCCCAAACUGGACUUUCCCCCCUCUCACCCGUCCCAGCUCCGGCUCCGUGAAUCAGUAAAUGUACGGCGAGCAGGUGCCUGCACCCAUGGACAGCCGAAGAGGUAGGAGACUAAAGGGACUUUCGAGAGGGAACAGAGCUGAAAAGACGAAGAAAAUGCUCCAGAAUAAGGCAGAGGCUCGGAGGAAUUCAGUCAUGGACUCACAGAAUCCAGAGCGACGGGAGUUCCCAGAAGACCUGCAGAGAGGGUCCACACGUAACCGAUCAGAUGCACAGAGAUCAAGGAGAAAGGGGCGCAUUGGAAAGAAGCCCCAGGUCCGUGAUUUCAACCUGAGGAAGCAGAAAAGAAAAAUAUAUAAUGAAAACUAUAGGCCCGAGGAUGACGACUAUUUGUUCUGUGAGAUAUGCCAGACCUUCUUCCUGGAAAAAUGUGUACUGCACGGCCCCCCAGUAUUUGUCCAAGAUUUGCCGGUUGAGAAAUGGCGGCCGAAUCGGUCGACCAUCACUCUUCCCCCCGGCAUGCAGAUCAAGGUAUCAGGCAUUCCUAAUGCUGGGCUCGGCGUGUGGAAUCAGGCCACAAGUUUGCCUCGGGGCCUGCACUUCGGACCAUACAUGGGGAUAAGGACAAAGAAUGAGAAGGAGUCCCACAGUGGAUACUCCUGGAUGAUUGUCAGAGGCAAAAACUAUGAGUACCUGGAUGGGAAGGACAAAGCUUUUUCCAACUGGAUGAGAUACGUGAAUUGUGCCCGCUCAGAGAGGGAGCAGAACUUGGUGGCGAUUCAGUACCAGGGGGAGAUCUACUAUCGCACCUGUCGUGUGAUUCCACCUGGCCAAGAGUUGCUGGUAUGGUACGGCCUAGAGUAUGGCCGUCAUUUGGGCAUUCUCCCGAACAAUAACAACCCAGAGCCAGGUAACCAUCGGAGGCCCGGGAAUAGAGGGCCAAAGCCUCAUUCCUCUCGAGGCUCGUCCAAGCCGUUAUCGAGACGUGGUGUUUUCAAGCGGCGUUUACGGCUCAAGCGUCACUCUGCUGACCUCCGGAGUACCAGAAAAAGAUACUUCACAUAUAACCUCCGGCCAAGACACCAGGGCACUUUGGCUCGCCAAGAUGAGCAGCAGUGUACAAAUCGUGGCCAGGUGAAGCAGAGAGGGGUCAGAAAGAGUGAGCAGAUAGAAAGGGCCAAGGCUAGGGUCAGAAAAAGUGAGCGGAUAGAAAGGGCCAAGGCAAGGGUCAGGAAGAGUGAGCGGAUAGACAGGGCCAUGGCUAGGAUCAAGAAGAGUGAGCAGGUAGAAAGGGCCAUGGCUAGGAUCAGGAAGAGUGAGCAGAUAGAAAGGGCCAAGGGUAGGGUCAGGAAGAGUGAGCGGAUAGAAAGGGCCAAGGCUAGGGUCAAAAAGAGUGAGCGGAUAGAACGGGCCAAGGCUAGGGUCAGGAAGAGUGAGCGGAUAGAAAAGGCCAUGGCUAGGGUCAGGAAGAGUGAGCAGAUAGAAAGGGCCAAGGCUAGGGUCAGGACGAGUGAGCGGAUAGAAAGGGCCAUGGCUACGGUCAGGAAGAGUGAGCGGAUAGAAAGGGCCAAAGUUACGGUCAAAAAGAGUGAGCAGAUAGAAAGGGCCAUGGGUAGGGUCAGGAAGAGUGAGCGGAUAGAAAGGGCCAAGGAUAUGGGAAGGAAGAAAGCUUUGGGGGGAUUGCCCCGCCCGUGCCGGGGAGGACUCUCAGAUGAAACCCAACAGAGAAAGGGGGGUGGACAUGAGCAACUCGGGCAGAAGCCGGGGCCGAGCGAGGCCCGGGCAGGGCCUGCAGAAGGGAGCGCCACUCCGCGGAGGCACUGCUGCGAUGUCUGCCGCAAGGCUUUCAAGCGGUUAUCUCACUUAAGGCAACACAAGAGGAUACACACCGGGGAGAAGCCAUUAGUGUGCAAAGUUUGUAGGAGGACAUUUAGCGACCCAUCAAACCUGAAUAGGCACUCCCGGAUACACACAGGGCUGAGGCCCUAUGUGUGCAAACUGUGUAGGAAAGCGUUUGCAGACCCAUCCAAUUUGAAGAGGCACGUCUUUUCCCACACUGGGCAUAAACCAUUUGUGUGUGAGAAAUGUGGUAAGGGCUUCAACCGAUGUGACAAUCUGAAAGACCAUAGCGCGAAACACUCAGAGGAUAACAGCACUCCAAAACCAUAGGGAAGAGGCAAUUUGAGUGCCACCACUGUGGAAAACAGUUCCGGUGUGUAUCAACCAAGAACUACCAAAUACGUAAGGAAGGGGCCAUUUACUUGUAGGAAAUAAGGCAAAGAAUUCAAACACUUAUUCCUUGUCUUGUAGGAAACAAAGUAAAAGACUAAUAAAGAGACUCAACCAAAGAAAUUUAGAUGAGGUUGGUUUAUACAUUCAGUAGAUUAUCACUAUAAAUAAUACUUACAGACACACAGUCAACCAGCAAAAAAAAAAAAAUCUAGCAAAGUGUGACUAAACAGGUAAAAUUUUUAAAAAAAAGUACAGCAGAAAGCAGGUUCAAACAGUUGUGGGGAAAAAUAUUCUUCAAAACAUAACAACAUUAAAUAAGUAAAAGUGGCAUUAUGAUAGGCUAGAAUUUUAUGCAUGAGAUAAACAAUACCAUCUAGCAAAACCUUACUGAUUUAAAUGUAAAUUUUGAUGUUAAUAUAUAUUGUAAGUUUCUAAAGGUUAUUGUUUAUAUAACAGAAUAUUUUAAAAGUAUUGCAAUGUAUUUAUAUUUUUAAUUUAGGUCUAAGCUGUAGGAGUGGGGAAACCGUAAUGAAUUUGUGCCCUUUGUAAAACUUUUCCCAAAGGUGUUCAAAACGUGAACUUAAUAUGAUGUCUCAGCUCAGAUAAACUGAUGUCCAAUAGGAUGUAUUGAAAAUAAAGGCCUAAUAAGAAGAA